AUGGCUACUUAUUGUGCAUCAAAAAAUACAGUUGACCUUGCCAUUGACCCACUCAUCCUCUGCAAGCUGUGCCUGUCAGAGUGCCCGCUGGAAGACAUGUAUGAGCUGGAAGACUGCAAGUGCCUCUUCUGUGAAAUGUGCAUGCGCCAGUACCUGUUUGUCUUGAUUUCAGAGGGGAUGGUUGCUGACCUCACCUGCCCUGAUGCUCAAUGUAGAAAACAAGGAAGACUCACACAUAAGGAAAUUGAGAAGCUUGUUGACCGACAGACAUUUUUGAGGUACAAAAGAUUACAGUUUGAAAGAGAAGUUGAUUUGGAUCCGAAUCGGACAUUUUGUCCAGAGAUUGGCUGUGAGACUGUUUGUCAUGUCUGCUCCUCCCAGUCACACUCAGACGAUGGAGCUUCAUCUACUUCUGUGUCUGUAAAAUGUCCAACAUGUGGACUCCAGUUUUGUUCUGUAUGCAAGUCAAAGUGGCAUGCUCCAAUGUCCUGUAAUGACGUGUUUGCCGCUGCACCAGCAGAGGAGGCAGGAAUCCCAUACAAUAAUAUAGAGGAUGCAAAGAUCAAGAGGUGUCCUGUGUGUCUUGUACCAAUUGAACGCAAUGAUGGAUGUGCACAGAUGAUGUGUAAAAGAUGCAAACAUAUCUUCUGCUGGUACUGCUUACAGUCCCUUGAUGAUGACUUUCUCCUUAGGCACUAUGACAAAGGUCCCUGCAAGAAUAAACUAGGUCACUCAAGGGCUUCGGUUAUUUGGCACAGAACUCAGGUUGUUGGCAUUUUUGCUGGCUUUGGAGUGCUUCUGCUUGUUGCCUCCCCUUUCUUGUUGCUGGCAGCACCGUGCAUCCUCUGCUGCAAGUGUAAGUUCAGUAGAUGCUGUGACGAUGAAGAAGGGGAUGUGUUCACUACAUGA
This is a messenger RNA of Candidula unifasciata, 909 nucleotides long. The record is from the annotation of a GenBank genome assembly. NCBI's taxonomy places the organism in Eukaryota, Metazoa, Mollusca, Gastropoda, Stylommatophora, Geomitridae.